Molecule: messenger RNA, 2641 nt
Organism: Trifolium pratense (red clover)
Lineage: Eukaryota; Viridiplantae; Streptophyta; Magnoliopsida; Fabales; Fabaceae
Product: protein AUXIN SIGNALING F-BOX 2-like
Exons: 3
Coding region: 746-2461 (571 amino acids)
Biological process (GO): SCF-dependent proteasomal ubiquitin-dependent protein catabolic process
Cellular component (GO): SCF ubiquitin ligase complex
Molecular function (GO): protein binding
Source: RefSeq, a predicted model, not a curated record
GCAUUGCUUUUGGCAGAGGGGUGGCUCACUUCGAAACAAGUGACAAAGACACAUGCAUGUUCAUCCACUCAACGGUCAAGAUUCUCUCUAUUUCCCAUCAUUAAACUCCACCUUCACCGUUCGAUUCAUCUCUAUCACACACCCUCUAACAACUAACCAUGGUUAGUUAAAUAUUUCCCAUCUAUCUUCUCUCAACCAUUUUCCCCUUCAUUUCCUCUCUCCCUCAUAAUGAAGUGGUUUUGUUCUUUCUCUCACUCUCUCAACUCAUCUCUUCAUAACUCUCUCUACUCAAUAAUGUAAUUAAUUAAGCUUAGAUUUUCUUAGAUCUAUCCAAUUUCAUCAUCUUUUUUGUCAAUUUUCUUCUCUUCCAUACAAAUUUUCAUUUUUUUUCUUCUUCUUCAUAUCUACUGUAACCGUAUUAGAAAAUUUGUGUUCUUUAUGGUAGUUAUCAUGCAGAUCCAAACUGAAAAAUGUAAAUUUUACUAUUUUCAUUAGUAAUUUUUAUUAGUACCCUUUUUGUCUUUUAAGUUAUUUUACCUUUUUUUUUUUUUCCUUCUAGAUCUCUCAUCAUGUUCUAGUUUAAGUCAAGAUCUGUUUUUUCCACUCUGAUCUCAAAAGGGUAUUCUCAGUUUUUUAGAUCUUGUUUUCUAUCUUUGUUUUUUGUUUCCUUGUUAAGAGAGUAUGAAAGUUUUCCACGAAAGUGUUGAAAAUUGGAUCUUUUGAGUAAUUGAAAGAAAGAAAAAAAAUGAAUUAUUUUCCAGACGAGGUAAUAGAACAUGUGUUUGACUAUGUUGUGUCACAUAGUGACAGAAACUCUUUGUCUUUGGUAUGCAAAAGUUGGUAUAGAAUAGAAAGAUUUACAAGGCAAAGAGUUUUCAUAGGAAACUGUUACUCAAUUAGUCCUGAGAGGUUAGUGGAAAGGUUUCCUGAUCUGAAAUCUUUGACUUUGAAGGGUAAACCUCAUUUUGCUGAUUUUAGUUUGGUUCCUCAUGGUUGGGGUGGUUUUGUUUAUCCAUGGAUUGAAGCACUUGCUAAGAGUAAAGUUGGAUUGGAGGAACUUAGGUUGAAGAGGAUGGUGGUUUCAGAUGAGAGCCUUGAGCUACUUUCUCGUUCUUUCAUGAAUUUUAAGUCUUUAGUUCUUGUUAGCUGUGAAGGGUUCACUACUGAUGGUCUUGCUGCUGUUGCUGCUAAUUGCAGGUCUCUUAGGGAGCUAGACCUGCAAGAGAAUGAAGUGGAAGAUCACAAAGGACAGUGGCUAAGUUGUUUUCCUGAAAACUGUACAUCACUUGUCUCUCUUAAUUUUGCUUGCCUGAAAGGAGAGAUUAAUAUCGGAGCACUUGAGAGACUUGUGGCAAGAUCACCUAACCUCAAGAGUCUGAGGCUAAAUCGUUCUGUGCCUGUUGAUGCUUUACAAAGGAUACUAAUGCGAGCGCCUCAGCUAAUGGAUCUUGGAAUUGGAUCAUUUUUCCAUGAUCUCAAUUCAGAUGCCUAUGCAAAGCUUAGGACUACCAUUCUUAAGUGCACGUCGAUAACCAGUUUGUCGGGAUUUUUGGAAGUGGCUCCUUUUAGCCUUGCAGCUAUGUAUCCAAUUUGCCAGAACUUAACAUCGUUGAACUUGAGCUAUGCAGCUGGCAUUCAGGGCAGUGAACUGAUAAAACUUAUUCGCCACUGUGGGAAACUUCAGCGCUUAUGGAUAAUGGAUUGCAUUGGAGACAAAGGACUAGGUGUUGUAGCUACUGCAUGCAAAGAUUUACAAGAAUUGAGGGUUUUUCCUUCGGCACCAUUUGGAAAUCAAGGAGCUGUUACAGAAAAAGGACUGGUUGCAAUAUCAAUGGGAUGCCGCAAGCUUCACUCGUUACUCUACUUCUGUCACCAGAUGACAAAUGCUGCUCUCAUAACAGUGGCCAAGAACUGCCCAAAUUUUAUCCGAUUUAGGUUAUGUAUUCUCGAUGCAACAAAACCUGACCCCGACACAAUGCAGCCAUUGGAUGAAGGCUUUGGUGCAAUUGUGCAGUCAUGCAAGCGACUGAGGAGGCUGUCACUCUCCGGUCAGUUGACCGACCAGGUGUUCCUUUACAUUGGAAUGUAUGCCGAGCAGCUUGAAAUGUUGUCAAUUGCAUUUGCUGGUGAGAGCGACAAGGGAAUGCUCUACGUAUUGAACGGAUGCAAAAAGCUUCGCAAGCUUGAGAUAAGAGACUGUCCUUUUGGCGACACAGCACUUUUAACCGACAUAGGGAAGUAUGAAACAAUGCGAUCCCUUUGGAUGUCGUCAUGCGAGGUGACUGUUGGAGCGUGCAAGACAUUGGCUAAGAAGAUGCCGAGCUUGAACGUGGAGAUCUUCGGUGAAGGUGAACAAGCAGAUUGUUAUGUGGAAGACGGACAAAGAGUCGAGAAGAUGUAUUUGUAUCGUACAGUGGCUGGGAAAAGGGAGGAUGCACCGGAAUAUGUAUGGACUCUUUAGGUGCAUUUUAGGUUCAGUUUAAUUUUUCUUGUUGUUAAGCUGUUUGUACUUUGUUUAGGCUGACUGAUUAAUGCAAUUUUAUACCCUCCGGAUAUGUAGUGGUUUGUUAUUUUAUUUUCUCUUGAACUUUGCUAGCUUUUUAUACAUAAAUAUUAGACGCCACUUCAUUAAUAUGUUGAA